UUCCGGCCGACCGUCAACAGUUCGAAGGAGUUGGUGUGAGAUUUUCGUUAACACACCCCGGAACAUGGCAGGAAGACGAGCUGCACUGAAGGUCGUGGACUGGCUGGCUUUUGCAGAGAGGGUGCCACCAAACCAGAGGACCAUGUUCAACAACCUGAAGACACGGAGCGAUGCUAUUUCUGCAAAGCUCCGCUCUCUGCCUGAGACACCCGCCGCCAUUGAUUGGAGCUACUAUAUGUCCGCUGUGGCGAAAGCAGGCAUGGUGGAUGAGUUCGAAAAGAAGUUCAGCGCCCUGAAGGUUCCUGAGCCUGUCGACACUCAGACCGCUCUUAUCAACGCUCAGGAGGCAGAAGCGAAUAAAGCAGCCGCUGCCUACAUCGAAGAAUCCAAAGCUCGUGUCGUGGAGUUUGAAAAAGAGCUUGACAAAUUCAGGAACAUGAUUCCCUUCGAGCAGAUGACCAUCGAAGACCUGAACGAGGCAUUCCCAGAGACAAAGCUGGACAAAGAGAAAUAUCCUUACUGGCCACACAAACCCAUUGCUGAUCUGUAAAUGUACCACUGACUAAUUCUAUAUCCUGUUUCCUCCACUGAGGGAAAAACCUGUACAGUAUGUGUAAAAAAAAUAAAAAAAAGUUUUGUUUCAUUCA
This is a messenger RNA of Chelmon rostratus (copperband butterflyfish), 647 nucleotides long. It is a transcript of the gene atp5pd, whose product is annotated as ATP synthase peripheral stalk subunit d. Gene Ontology annotation, molecular function: proton transmembrane transporter activity. Gene Ontology annotation, biological process: proton motive force-driven ATP synthesis. The record is from RefSeq and is a predicted model, not a curated record. The transcript has 6 exons. NCBI's taxonomy places the organism in Eukaryota, Metazoa, Chordata, Actinopteri, Chaetodontiformes, Chaetodontidae. Bases 65 to 550 code for a protein of 161 amino acids.